This is a messenger RNA of Cladocopium goreaui, 349 nucleotides long. The record is from the annotation of a GenBank genome assembly. Lineage: Eukaryota; Dinophyceae; Suessiales; Symbiodiniaceae.
GCAUGUCCUUGUCAGCAAGUUCAGUGAGGGGUGUGCGGAUGUGGCAGUCAAGCAUGCGCAGAAUGCUCAGACAUGGGGACCAGUCCGGGAGUUGCUCCAAGCGCGGAAAGCGUGCAAGGACGAGAUGCUGCUGCGUGAGGCCUCAAAGCGGCUCGAAGAAGCCCAGACCAAUCUGACCUUUGCGACUCCGACGCCAGAAGAAAGCAUGCAGCUUCAGCAGACUCUGUUCUGGGCGGAGCUGGCCAAGAGCUUCCAAUCCAUGAGGGCAGACUGGGAUGAGAUUCUGACGGGUUCACGGGCGAUCGUUCAGCAGCUCUUGGAGAAGCAGUCCAUCGAGUUCAACGACAAG